Molecule: messenger RNA, 2764 nt
Organism: Rotaria sordida
Lineage: Eukaryota; Metazoa; Rotifera; Eurotatoria; Philodinida; Philodinidae
Source: the annotation of a GenBank genome assembly
AAAAAAAAUUCGACAUAUGGCAACAAUAGCUGGUAAAGCUCGAUGUAUUAUAUGUGACAAAGAAAAACGUACAGUUAAAUGUGAAGGUUGUUCACAAAUGUUUUGUUAUAUACAUUUACCAGUUCAUCAUCAAGAACUAAGUCAACAAUUAGAUGAAAUUGAACAAAAUCGUGAUCUUUUUAGACAAACACUUAGUCAACAUGCAGAUGAUACUAAACAACACUCAUUAAUCAAACAAAUUGAUCAGUGGGAAGAAGAUUCGAUAAAAAAAAUCCAACAAACAGCAGAAGAGUGUAGACAAUUAUUAUUUCAUCAUAUAACGAAACAUAUUACUCAAAUAGGAGGUAAUUUAGCCGCAUUAACUGAUCAAUUGAAGCAUAUUCGUCAAGAAAAUGAUUUUAAUGAACUAGAUUUAAAUCAUUUGAAAGAAAAAUUAACACAAUUAUCGGAAGAACUUUAUCAACCACCUAAUGUCUCAAUUCAACAAGAUUCAGCAUCACUUGUAAACAAAAUUUCUGUUGUUGUUUCUUCUGUUAAAAAUGAAAAAGGUAAUAAUGAUAUAUGGAAAAAUGAUGUAUCUUUAGUUGGAAAGAAAAAUGAAAAUGAUAUUAUUGAUGUAUUAGAAGGUUGGAUAGCUUGUAACUAUUGUCAUACGGCUUAUCGAACACAUUCUAAAAAAGAUUCUAAUGGUAAAAGGAAAAAUUUUGGAUUAAAUUCAAUGCAUGAUCAUUUGAAACAAUGUAAAUUAAAAUCAAAAGCUAAUGAAAUUAAUAAUCAAAAUGAUAAAACAUCUGGAUUUUUUAUUCAACCCAAAUUUGCUUAUAAUAAAAAGGCAUUACCAGACAAAUAUAAAUUAAAACUUAAAGAUGCUGAAUUAAAAUUCGUGGUUGCCGGUUCACAUUCAUUUAAUUCAUUAGAAAAUGAUGGAUUAUUACAAUUAUUUCAAACUGGUAUUGAUAUUGGUGCAAAUUUAGGUUUGUUAGAUGUUAAAGAUAUAUUCUAUGGAAGACAAACUAUUCGUGAAGAAGCUGUAUCCAAAUUUGAUCAAUAUACAGAUCAAAUACGUUCUUUAUUAGAAGAACCAAUUAAACAACAUUGCAUUGCUGCCACAGCUGACCUGUGGACUGAUGAUUUAAUGAAAAGAAGUUAUUUGGAUUUUACAGUAUUUUAUGUUAAUAAUAUUUAUGAAUUAAAACAUACUUUAUUAAGAUGCAAACAUUUUGAUGAACAAAAAAUCGGAAUUAAUAUAUGGCAUGAGAUAGAACAAAUCUUUCAAUCAUUUAAUUUAUCAUUCGGUGACACACCCAUCACUACAGAUCAAGGUGCAAAUAUGAUUAAAGCAUUAAGGGUAACUGAUGAAGCAAGAUUUCCAUGUUUAGCACAUCGAACAAAUACAGUGUUAGAAACAGCAUCGGAAAAUGUUAAAAAAAUUAAUAUUGAAUUUAAAACUUUCUGUACAUCAGUUAGUGAUCUUCGAACUUAUUGUCAACAAAGUGGUGGAAUCCAGUUUAAAUUACCAAAAACAUUAAAACGUACAAGUGGUACACGUCCAUGGCGUUCAUAUUUUCUUAUUCAUGAUAGUUUACAUCAAUCAUAUGAACAAUUGCUGAUAUUAUUACGUGAACGUGGUGAACAACAUCGUCUUAUACACAUUAAUCCACAAUUAUCACAUGAAAUUAGUAAGUUUAUGGAAAAUUUCAGUUUAAUUUUUGAUAGUUUAGAAUUUUCAAAUCGACCAACAUUACAAAAUGUUAUACCAAGUUAUUAUCGAAUGCAUGAAUGUUGUAUUAUAGACAGAAAACAAAAAAAUUCUAUUAUAAAUUUAUUAAAAGUUGAAAUUGCCAAAGAACUUGGUGAUAAAUAUUGGACGUCGACAACACAAUUACAUUGGAUUGCUGCAUAUCUUGAUCCAACAUUUAAAGAAUUAUUAUUUGUUACUGAUGAAAAAUUUUUAUCUGAACAGAAGAAAUUAAUUAAAGAUGGUAUUUAUGUUUUGGCUAAUGAUUUUAAAGAUGUUAUUUUAUCAUCCAAUGAAUCUUCACAUAAAAAUGAUUCACCACCAACAAAAAAAAUGAAAGAAGAUCCUUUUGCAUCAAUGCGUGGUGUACGAACAACAACAUCUUCAGUUAUUGUUUCAACAAAUUCAUUUAUUAACGAUGUCGAACGACAAAUUCAAAUUUAUGAAAAUACAUCAUAUGAAUUACCUGAAGAUAAUAAUCCAUUGAUAUUUUGGCGUGAUCAACAAUCAAUCUUACCGAUUUUAUCCAAAAUAGCAAAGUCUAUAUAUGUUAUACAAGCAUCUUCGGCUGAAUCGGAACGGCACUUUUCAAUGGCCGGGAGAAUUGUCACAGAAGAAAGAUCUCAAUUGGAUCCUGAAUGUGGAACACCAUUUGCAAUUGUUGGUUUUAAAGGCUUUAAUGCAGAUGUUGGAGAAUUUGAUUGGAUUGUUGAACAAUCAAGACAUGAAUAUGAUCAAGCAUUUGCUCGACUUUCGUCACAAAAUGGAAAAAUUAGUGGUACAUCAGCCAGACAAGAAAUGAUCAAAUCAAAGCUUCCAAAUAAUGUCCUUGGUCGUAUAUGGAAAUUAAGUGAUAUUGAUAGAGAUGGCAUGCUUGAUAUUGAUGAAUGGGCUUUGGUUCAACAUCUGAUCAAAAUUAAAUUAGAUGGCCAUGAAUUACCAACCACAUUGCCUGAUCAUCUUGUGCCACCAAGCAAACGCCAUUUAAUUAAAAAUACUGCUAGUUCAUCCUAUGGAAACAAAUAA